Molecule: messenger RNA, 2833 nt
Organism: Drosophila serrata
Lineage: Eukaryota; Metazoa; Arthropoda; Insecta; Diptera; Drosophilidae
Gene: kek2
Product: leucine-rich repeat, immunoglobulin-like domain-containing kekkon 2 protein
Molecular function (GO): protein binding
Source: RefSeq, a predicted model, not a curated record
AUGGCAGCACCGCUCCUCCUCUCGUGGCCCGACUCCGUUCGCCUAAACGUGACCGCCUCCGAUCGGCUAAUAACAUUUACCCGCGGAGCCACAAUUUUCGAUAGUGCUCCUCGCAGCGGUUACCCUGAUCCUGUCCCCGGUGCGGAGCUGUCCCCCGAGGUGUGUGUGUGCAAGUGGAAGGGCGGCAAGCAGACCGUGGAAUGCGGGGGCCAGCAGCUGUCCAACCUGCGGGGCAUGGACCCCGGCACCCAGGUGCUCAACUUUAGCGGUAAUGCCCUGCAGGUGCUGCAGUCGGAGCGCUUCCUGCGCAUGGACUUGCUCAACCUGCAGAAGAUCUACCUGUCCCGGAACCAACUGAUCCGGAUCCAUGAGAAGGCCUUCCGGGGCCUGACCAACCUGGUGGAGCUGGAUCUUAGCGAUAAUGCGUUGCAGAAUGUGCCGAGCGAGACCUUCCAGGACUAUAGCUCCCUGAUGCGCCUUUCGCUCAGCGGAAAUCCCAUAAGGGAAUUGAAAACCUCAGCCUUUCGCCACCUGUCGUUCCUCACCACGCUGGAGCUGUCCAACUGCCAGGUGGAGCGCAUCGAAAACGAGGCCUUUGUGGGCAUGGACAAUCUGGAGUGGCUGCGUCUGGAUGGCAACAGAAUUGGCUUCAUCCAGGGCAACCACAUCCUGCCCAAGUCGCUGCAUGGCAUCAGCCUGCACAGCAACCGCUGGACCUGCGACUGUCGCCUCCUGGACGUCCACUCCUGGCUGGUUAACUACAACACUCCGCUUGCGGAGGAGCCCAAGUGCAUGGAACCGGCGCGCCUGAAGGGCCAGGUGAUCAAGGGCCUCCAGCGACAACUGGCCUGCCUGCCGGAGGUGAGUCCUCAGUCCAGCUAUACAGAGGUGAGCGAGGGAAGGAAUAUGUCCAUCACCUGCUUGGUGAGGGCCAUUCCAGAGCCAAAGGUCCUCUGGUUGUUUAACGGCCAGGUGAUGAGCAACGACAGCCUGAUGGAUAACCUGCACAUGUUCUACUACAUCGAUGAGACCAUCGGCAACAGUGGUGCCGAGGAGAAGCGCAGCGAGAUCUUCAUCUACAACGUGGGCGCCGAGGACAAUGGCACCUUCUCCUGCGUGGGUCAGAAUAUCGCCGGAAACUUUAGCAACUACACGCUGCGGGUUAUCAUUAAAGAGCCGCCGGUGGUCAACGAGGUUUCCUUUCCGCGGGACUACAUGAACUAUAUAGUAGCCAGCAGCGCCGGCGGUGGCAUCAUCUUCGUGGUGCUCCUUUGCACCAUAGUGGUCAAGUGCAAGAAGCCCUCGGAACCGGCCAAGCAGCGCAAGAAGUGUGACCAGGUGACGAGCAUAGCUGGCGGCACGGACUCCUCUACGGGCAGUGCCCAGGACACGGGCAUGAUGAAAUGCGCCUCGAUUCUGAACGACGGAGGCGACAGCCUCAAUGGGAACGCUGGUCUGCUGCUAGGGGAUACUCUCACACCGACCAAGGCUGCUAAUGGAGCAGCCGGAGGUGGCAUCAUUCUGGGCACCAGUGAAGCAAAACUGCUGCUCUAUGCCACGCCGAAUCCCGCACAGCACAGCUGCAAUGAAUGUAACCUGAUGGGAUCUGGUCCGGAUCGCCGCCCUUCUUUGAGCAAUGGCCAUGGAUUGGCCGCUGCCUACUGCUCUCCACCGGCCUCCCUGCGAAACUAUCAGGAGAAGAAUCCUGACCUGGUCAACGAUGCGGAGAGCGUGAAGCACAAGCUAAAGACGGCGGUGAGUCUGGACGGAGCCGGUGAGUACGAGACCCAGAGCGACUGUGGACAGUACGAAGGCUGCUACCAGCUGGCGGCAGCUCCACAUCCCGGACACCCCGGGCAUCCUGGACAUCCCGGGGUGCAUCCGCAUCCACUGCCAGGACACCCUCUAAUGGGACGCUUCACCCAGGCGAUGACCACACUGCCCAGGGGCAUGCAGCUGAAACCGGCACCGCAUCAAGUGGACGUGCACCUGAACCUGUGUUUCCUGGGUCAGGACGGGGCCUUUGCCUACGACUACAGCAGUGCCCACCUGGUGCAGCAGUCACCGCAGCAGCAACAGCAUCAGCAGCAGCAGCAACAAGUGCAGCCUGCUGCCAAUUUCUACAGAACGCUACCCCAUAACAGGUUGCACAAGCAGCAGCAGUUCCAGGCGGCGGCGGCAGCCGGUGGUGGUGCCGGCAAUCCCACCCUGCGCUACAGCCUGGAGGCGGAGUUCAUCCAGCGUGGUCCCACGGUCAGCUACGAGAAGUAUCAGCUGCCCAAUGUGCGCUUCACCGCCGAGGGAUAUCCGCAGCAGCAGCAGCAGCAACAGAUCCUGCAGCAGCAACAGCAGCAGAUCCUGCAGCAGCAACACCAAUUCCCAUCGCCUCCGGAGGGCUACAAGAGCGACCUGGCCGUGAUGCCGGCGCCGUUCCAGCAGUGGCCCAGCUGCCUGCCGGGCUACCGAUUCGCCCAGUCGCCCACCAGUCAGCCAGCGGUGGCCACACCGCCCGGACAGCAGAAUCCACCGGCAACGGCGUCGGGCCAGGCGCAGGGUCAGACCUGCAGCAUUCCCGAGCUGGACGAGAGCGAGGAGUCGCCGCGUCUGGAGGAGGCCGCCUCCGCUGCCGCUGCUGCAGUGCCUCCGGCCAGCGAGAAGGCGACCGGAGGCCGCGAACUUAAACAGCUUAACGGUCCCUUGGCCGACAGUCCCGACGAGGGAUACGUGGGCGAUGGGCAGGAGACCAGCGACAUUUGACCCGGCCAGCAGCCAGCCCGGAGCCAGGACGAUGCGGCCUUAGACGAUUCAGUGGCCCUGUAAGCGGCCAGGCUGA